Messenger RNA from Bactrocera neohumeralis, 1144 nucleotides. RefSeq lists its product as uncharacterized. Bases 200 to 541 code for a protein of 113 amino acids. The transcript has 3 exons. Lineage: Eukaryota; Metazoa; Arthropoda; Insecta; Diptera; Tephritidae. The record is from RefSeq and is a predicted model, not a curated record.
GACUCCACUUCCACUUACAGCUCAUCAAAGACAAGCAUCGUCAGCGCUUUCAAAUUGGUCAAAGCUAAGUGUAGACACACAAAGAAUGAUGAAACCGAAACUCAAGUCAGCUUUAAAUCAAAGUGAACUGCAUUUAUAGGAAGAACUAAGUGAACAAAAAAAGAAAACCAGAACAAAAACAAAAAAAGAAAGAGGAAAAAUGAAAAAGGAAAGUAACAGCAAGCACAGAGGCAUCUAUGAAAAAAUGCCGCCUCUAAACGAAGUGCUACGAGUAAACUGGAAUUUGCAAAUCAUAUCAUGUAUCGUCGUGCUGUUCACGACACACAGCAUACAACUAGCCCACUGUAUCGACUGCUUCAAAUGCGUCUCAUUCAAUGGAGCCAACAAGGCAUGCGACGAUCCCUUCCACAACAACUACUCUACCGCCAUACUGGAGUCGCCGUGUAUGGGUGGACGAAAAGGACGUAACGGUCUAUUUCCGACGGCGGCCUGCAUCAAAAUCGCCGGGAUUUAUGAUGACGAUCUUAUAUUGGAGCUGUGACAGUAGGCAUCUUAGAGCGCAACUUAGGUCAUAUUUUACAUGUAAGUAUCGGCAUAAGAAACCUAUAGCCUACAAGUUUUCUGAUUUCAUGUAUCGGACCCCAAACGCAACCGUCACACCACUUCACAUCCGAGUCUGCCGCUGUUUGAUUAUGUUCCCGAGGAAUUUUUGCGCCGUUUCAUAACUGUGUGACGAAAUAUGGAUCCGCUUGUACACAUAACGGAUCUUUGAAACUUCACACAGGAAACUUGCUCCAAGAAGGCGCAGACUAACCUAUUGAGUUUACGACAGGGCGCCAAUCGUUCUUCCUUUUCCCUGUUUAGCACCAGGUCCACUUGAUAUUUCCAACGGAUUGGAGGUCUUCUUCUUCCUCUGCUUCCCCCGAAGGGUACUGCGUCGAAUACUCUCAGAGCUUGAAGCAUAAAUCUACCUUUCUCUCGAAACCUCGUAACGUCGACUCACCAGAUGUUUUCAUCGCCCUUGCCUCUGCACUAUAUAGCAGGACGGGAUGUUCAGUCAGUGACUAUAGAGUUUUGCCUUUGUUCGUCGAGAGAGGACUUUAGUUCUCUAUUAGAUUGAAGAAGUCGCACGAAAAGGAGUGGC